AUAUUCAUUGAAUGAAAACACUAUCUCAGUUGUCAUCUUAUUCCAUGACCCUGUGUCCUUGGGUGGUUUUGUUUUCUCAGCCCCUCUUUUCUUGCACAAUGUCUAGUUUAUCUGUAUUCCUUCUAGAACCUCCCUGCCCCUGCCCACUGACUCCCAUGAGAAAGUGGUGACUUGACUCCUGGUGGUUUGCAAACUUGGUUUGCUUGUCUUUAGUAGAUUGUAACUCAUCACUGGGAAAUUCUGUCAAGAUUGCACAAGGAAGGUGGGAGUUUUGCAUUGGAGAACCAUCUGAUUAAGCAGGACUGUGUUUGCAUAUGAUUUUACACAGACAUGAUUUUAAUCAUCUCUCUUGCUUAAAAAAAAAAAGUCUGUGCAGGAAGAGGCAAAGAAGCCGAGCUCUCGGACAGUGGGACUCCAUAGUGCUGCACGUAUAUAUUGCUAUCAGACUGUUCCAUGCCUUAAUUUAAAGGGAAGAAAGAAGACGUUUAAUGGGAAGUGACAAGCUUCCUGGAAUUCUCCCUCAGUGAGCAACUGAGAAGCAUGCAUACUCAAUGGAUUUGAUGUUUAUUGGCAAACCCCAAGGUUGGCAGCUUGGCAGUUUAAAUUCCUUUUUGUGUUUUUGCUUUCUCUCCUCAGUUGUCUCUCCCUUGCGAGUCUGACAUCACAUGCAUACCAAUAGAGUCAGUGUUACUUAUUCAUACCCUUGCACACAUGUCAGUGCUUUCUCUAUGUGAUAAUUCUUUACCUGUGGCAUCAGCUGCUGAGGAAAAUUGACUUGGAAUGCUUGCUCAUGGUUGAUUUUACUCAGCAACAGGCAGAGAGAGAAUCAGAGCAAGGUGGGGGCGGUGGAAGGAAUGACAGGUGAACUGUUAGCUUCAUGACCCCUGGAGAAAGAAAAGAGGUAAUCUUCAUUGAGGUACCUUUCAACUGUUAGGUAUGCCUGUUGCCAUGUUAAUUGUGUAGAAAUUGAGAAACGCUGUCAGCCACCCUCACAGGAUUGUAGAGCGCAGUCUUUUUAAACAGGAGUGUAACAUGAAACUUCUACAUUUGCCAGCAGUUGCUGGAGCCCCACACAGCUGAGAUUUGUUGUUUGUUUCUUGACGGUCCGAGAGCUGUCUAUACUCGGCAAGUGCCUGGCUCAGAAAGAGUUGUUGGCUCAGAAAUGCGUAAGUCAUGGUCGCAUUUCGCCUCCUGAUGCAGGACUGGGUGUGCUCGCUGUGCUUGGUUGUUGUAUUAAUUGUCUUCCCUUCAUCUUUGAAGUCGGACUGCAUCGUUUGUGAGGCAUAGCCGGCCAGUGACAAGUUGGCUGGGGUGGAGGUGCUUAGAUUUUGGCAAAAAUAACUUCAUGAUUCAUCAUAGGUGAUUUUGGUUAUUUUCAGCAUGCUUUCAACUGGCGUUGUGGUCUUGUCUUCAUAACCACAGUGGCAGGCAUAAUCAUUUUGUUUUCAGGAAGAUUAGCAAAUGAAAGCUGCCUGGCCAUUUCCUGUUCAAUUUAAGCUAUAGAAAUACAUUUUCCUCAUAAUUUGUGCAAGAAUGUUUCGUUCGUUAAGUAAUUUUUCCUCUAAGUUGACACAUAAUAUGUGUGGAUAUUUAUGGAAUAUAGUAUGAUCAUUUGACAUAUGAUAAUAGUGUGCAAUUAUUAAUCUUUUUUAUGACUCAGCAUUUAAAAUCCUCUCCCAUUAAAUGAAUAAAAUAUUGAGGUUUGGUAAGCAUAUGAAAGGGGGGUGGAUGAUUUUGAAUCUUAGACACCUUGUAUACCAUUACUGCAUUUGUUAUUAAUCUCAACAGUCAGCAUUCAAGAUGUCUUUUCAAAAACCAGCAGAUACACUGUGAUGCUUUCCUUUUAUCUUUCAACUGUGAACUCCCAUUGUAGCUAAAAAAUUGUGAUUCCUAUAGAUCAGGCUUUUAUAUUUUUCCUGUGUGCAAAAUGAGUUUGGGAUUUAAAUUCCCUGCUUUGACCAAGUACCCCACAAGCUUGUUGGACGGCUAGGGUGGAAAGGAGAGUCAGGAAAAGGUGGGAGAUAUGGGAUUUUUUUCCAGAAGAAGCUGAGAAAGGUGAGGUCAGUCUGUAGAACAGAUGACCCAAGUCUUUGGGAGCGGUGUGUCUGCUAAGCUCUGUGUUCAUGCUUCUAGCUUCCCAUUGGAUUGGUGGCAUUUAAUAGCAUGCUUAAUGGUAAUGUCCUUUACAGAGAACAUUGCUUACCUGAGGGCUGACUUGAUGCUUUUCAAGUCUGCGUGUUGGUAGUAGAAACGGCGGUGUGAGUCAUCCAGUCCGAUCUGUUAAAUUGUGAGUCAUGCACUUAGUUGUAUCUUGGUAUACUGUUGCAGUCAUUUAUAAUACUUUCUUUACUUGUGCUAUCCUCUUUAUUUAUUUAGUUUUCUUUUGAGAGGUAAGUUUAAAAACAACCCAGUUAUUGAUGCUGAGUAACCAGAGUUCUUUUUGGUCGUUUUGUUUUUAAGACUGUUUAAGAUGAACACAUAGUUGUAAUGAAUCUUUUAGUUUAAGUGUUGUCGGUACAACAUUGGAGAUAACUUAAUUUUUUUCUCUUUUUUUUUUUCCACAGCCGUGAUUGGGUUAUUAUACCCCUGCAUUGACAGGCACCUAGGAGAACCACAUAAAUUUAAAAGAGAGUGGUCGAGUGUAAUGCGGUGUGUAGCCGUCUUUGUUGGUAUAAAUCACGCCAGCGCUAAAGUGGAUUUUGAUAACAACAUCCAGUUGUCUCUCACACUGGCCGCACUAUCCAUUGGACUGUGGUGGACUUUUGAUAGAUCUAGAAGUGGUUUUGGCCUUGGAGUAGGAAUCGCUUUCUUGGCAACCGUGGUCACUCAGCUGCUAGUUUAUAAUGGUGUUUAUCAAUACACUUCUCCAGAUUUUCUCUACGUCCGUUCAUGGUUACCCUGUAUAUUUUUUGCUGGAGGCAUAACAAUGGGAAACAUUGGUCGACAACUGGCAAUGUAUGAAUGUAAAGUUAUCGCAGAAAAAUCUCAUCAGGAAUGAAGAAGGCAAAAAUAUAUCUUUUCUACAGAAAAACAAGAAGAAAAGGGCAUGUAAAUUAUAGAUAUAACGCCAAAACUUUGGACUGUGAAAUUGCCAGGAAGCAGUUUUUUCUUUGAUUGGUGUAUGUCUGUAUGUAUGUAUACACACAUAUGUUAUUAUUGCAAUCUGUGAUUGCUUCAUCUGUAAAUCAGUUAUAAAACUAUGUAUCUGACCUAAAUAACUGUAAGAUAUAUGUGCACUACAUUAAAAAGUUGAUUAAUAGAUCAAAUUUCUAAAUUAAUUUUUUAAACAUGCCAUACAUUGUAUCACAAUGUUGAUGUGCCAAAAUGUUCUUACCGCCAUGCAGAGUAUAACAGUGCUUUGAACAAUGUAUACACUUAAUGAAAUAAAACAAGAUGAAAGCCAAAAAGAAAAAAGAAACAGCUGUCCAACAAGAACAAAUGGGAAGCUGGUGUUUUCUCUUUCUGUUGCUGUUGAACCUUUUUAUUCUUCUGAUCACAGCAGUGUGACUUAACAAAAGCCUUGAUGUGUGGUUAGUUUUUGCUUUAAUGUUGUUCCAGCCACUUCUGUGUAUUUUAAUACCAGCUGAAGAUGAACUUCCACGGAGUGUUUUCAUAUCUACCUUGCUGGAGAGAACCCAAAGACUCAUUUUCUGUUUCAACAGAUUUUACUGUGUGACUGAGAGAGGUUGUCCAUGUAUUAAAUUGCUUCAUGACGAAAUUCAGAAGAGCUUAUGUAAUUAAACAUAGAUACCAUUAGAGAAUGUAGCUAGAAUAAAUAUGUUCUGAAAAUACCCAUUGGCCUUCUGCACUACCACAAAGCUUGCACUUGCCAUGCAGAGUCUCAUUACCCUUGCACAUGGAACAGAAUAAGAAACUCUGGACAGAUCAAAUAAAGUUUCUAAUUCCAUUAGGUUUUAUAGUCUGUUGGGUUCUAGGAAACAAACCGCUUUCUCUGGGCUCAGUCAUUAGCGUGCCUGGAUUCUCUGCCUUACCUUAUCCACUAAUGGCAAAUGGGUGGUUACAUGGCUUCUUAUGUAUACACAUGUCCGUUAGUGAAUAAUUCAAGUCUGCUUAAGAAUGAAUGUUUAAGAUGGCUUUCAGUGCAUGAUAAAGAUCUUGGUAACAAUUCUGGGCACAUCUUUCCACCAACUAGCCCAUUUUGAAGUAUGGUUUAGACAUAUUCUUUGCUAAUUUGUCAUCCCAGUUUUUAUUUUUGUAGCUGGUGACACUGCCUGAGGCACAAGGGCAGAAUCUCCUGAGUAUUUUGGUGUGUGUGCGUGUGCGCACAUGUGGGCGCUGUGUGUGUGAGUGUGUGUAAGAGAGAGAAUGAGCAUGCGCUAAGGAUGUGCAUGUACCCAUGCUUUCCUGGAUUGCUGACUAGAUACUUCAGGUUGUUUGUGUUUUUAAACAAUUGCUAUCAGACUGAAAUCUUGUAUAUGCCAAACUGUAAUCUGCUUUUAUGAUUUCAGGCUGACAGUGUAAAAAAUCCUAAGAUAGGAUUUCAUCUGGAAUAUGUGUACAUGACCAUAAAGAUAGUGGUGGUAAACAUGCUACUAUAAUUUAUUAUUCUAUCUUCUAGAUAAUGUUAUUCAUUUAGAACAAAUAAGGUAUAUUUUUAGAAUAAACUUUGUAAGCAUUGUAAAAUCUUUAAUAAGUUAUAAGGUCUACGAUGUGCUUACUUUGAAAAUUGCUGUUAAAGCAAGAUGUAUUAAAUAUGUAACUUAUCUUCUUGGCUGAGUCUUUUUUUUUCUUCCUUGUGGUAAAUCUUAGAAUUUAAUAUCGUUGAUUCAUGAUUAAUAAAAUUAACAUGUAUUAAUCUAA
Messenger RNA from Ochotona curzoniae (black-lipped pika), 4821 nucleotides. RefSeq names its product insulin induced gene 2 (gene INSIG2). Gene Ontology annotation, cellular component: endoplasmic reticulum; SREBP-SCAP-Insig complex. The coding region runs from base 2645 to 2998 and encodes 117 amino acids. The transcript is spliced from 5 exons. Gene Ontology annotation, biological process: SREBP signaling pathway; SREBP-SCAP complex retention in endoplasmic reticulum; cellular response to insulin stimulus. NCBI's taxonomy places the organism in Eukaryota, Metazoa, Chordata, Mammalia, Lagomorpha, Ochotonidae. The record is from RefSeq and is a predicted model, not a curated record.